This is a messenger RNA of Symbiodinium pilosum, 276 nucleotides long. NCBI's taxonomy places the organism in Eukaryota, Dinophyceae, Suessiales, Symbiodiniaceae. The record is from the annotation of a GenBank genome assembly.
AUGGAUGGAGCCGGUGGCAAGGCCUUCUGUGCAGGUGGGGACGUGCAGAUGAUCCGCGAGGAGGGUCUGGCUGGCGGCUCCCUCCCGGCGGAUUUCUUCUUCGAGGAGUACGGUAUUGUGUUCAGACUGGCGACGCUCUUCGAUCGAACAGGCUGCUGUCAAGUGAGCCUUUUUGAUGGAAUCACAAUGGGCGGUGGUGUCGGGCUUUCCACGCACGGCCCGUUUCGCAUCGUCACGGAGAAGACACGUUUUGCCUGGCCCUCGUUGUUCUUUUGA